Messenger RNA from Carya illinoinensis, 1838 nucleotides. Its product is annotated as protein ALP1-like. Lineage: Eukaryota; Viridiplantae; Streptophyta; Magnoliopsida; Fagales; Juglandaceae. The record is from RefSeq and is a predicted model, not a curated record. The transcript has a single exon. Bases 138 to 1478 code for a protein of 446 amino acids.
AAGAAUAAAGGGACCGCACGAUCUGCCUCUACACCCAGAUCAGAUGUGCCCUUUGUUUCACGUCCAUUUGCCCGCACUCAACCCUUCACACGACAACUCCAUACCUCGAUUCCCGAGAAAAUCAAAUCUGCCUCUAAAUGGAGUCCCGGAAAUUGGCAGCUUUACUCUCCUCCUUGAUCUCCGAACUCCUCAUGCUCCUUCUACUUCUCUUCCCUUGCUCCAAUCCCCUCUCCCUUACGUCCGAUAACAAUUCUAAUUCCCAUCGUAAUUUCUAUUCCAAUUCCAAUGCAAAUUUUUUACCUCUCAUCCACCACUUCUUCUUCUCCCAAGAAAUCUCCGCUUCUCUCACCCUCCUAUCUACUUCCCGAAAACGCAAGCGAAUCCAUUUACCUGAAAGAGAUUCUAGACCUACAGAUGACAAAGAAAACCUAGGACUCGGUGAAGUCCGGGUUGAAUUCGGACCGAAUCGUAGCCCCGACUCGUUCAAGAAUUGCUUCAGAAUGAACUCCUCAACCUUCGAAUGGCUCUCCGGCUUGCUCGAACCUUUACUGGAGUGCCGCGAUCCCUCCGGUUCACCCUUAAACCUCUCUGCAGAGCUUCGGCUCGGUCUCGGCCUGUUUCGCAUAGCCACCGGCUCCGAUUACCGCCAGCUUUCCAAGCAGUUUGGUGUCUCGGAGUCCGUAGCAAAAUUCUGCACCAAGCAAUUGUGCCGUGUCUUAUGCACUGAUUUUCGAUUCUGGGUCACUUUCCCGGCCCCAAACGAGCUCGAAUCCGUGGCCACAGCGUUCCAAAGCCUUACCGGAUUGCCAAAUUGCUGUGGAGUACUUGAUUGCGCAAGGUUCAAAAUUGUUCCAAAAAGCCAUGUGCCCAAGUCACCAAACGAUGAAGUUCAAGAAGACAGAAUUGCUGCUCAAAUAGUGGUAGAUUCCUCAUCGAAAAUUUUGAGUAUUGUAGCGGGAUUUCGAGGCAAUAAGGGCGAUUAUGAGGUUCUAAAGUCAUCAACUUUAUACAAGGAUAUUGAAGACGAAAUGUUACUAAAUUCACUUUCAGUGACUAUAAAUGAGGUGGCUGUGAAUCAGUAUUUGGUUGGAAGUGGUGGGUACCCUUUGCUUCCUUGGUUAAUGGUACCAUAUGUGGACGCUUUGCCGGGUUCUUGCGAAGAGAAUUUCAAUAAGGCGCAUGGUUUGAUGCGUGUUCCGGCACUUAAAACCAUUGCUAGUUUGAAGAAUUGGGGCGUUUUGAGCCGGCCUAUAGAGGAGGAGUUUAAGAAUGCUGUUGCUUAUAUUGGUGCUUGUUCGAUGCUUCAUAAUGCGUUGCUAAUGAGAGAGGACUAUACGGCAUUGUGGGAUGGGUCGGGGGAUUGUGAUCAGAGCACUCGCUGCUAUAAAGAUAGUGGGUUGGAGGAGAAUUUGAUUGACAGCAAGGCCUAUGUUAUCAGAAGUGCAUUGGCUAGGAGAGCAAAAGAGUCAAGUGAUUAAGCUUGUUCUCUGUUGGUCUCCCUGGUUUGGUGCUGUUUAAAAACUAAUCAUGAGUCAGCUUCUUGUGAAUUUUGGAAAGGCGUGGGUGACCCCUAUUCUGAUCAACAUUUUUGAGAUUGGUAAUUAAGAUUUUUUAGAAAAGAAGAUUAUAGAACCUUUCUUGCCUGUAGCUCCAGUUGUUCCAUUUGCUCCCCAAUUGAUUUGUUAAGAUGCAAACACUUCAGAAUCCUUAGCAAUGCAGACGAUUCUCUCUCUCUCUCUCUCUCUCUCUCUCUCUCUCUCUCUCUCUCUCUCUCUCUCUCUCUCUCUAAAAUUAACAUGUACUGGACAUGGGUAGAUAAUUCUCAACUUUUUGAGGGC